Messenger RNA from Spodoptera exigua (beet armyworm), 771 nucleotides. The record is from the annotation of a GenBank genome assembly. Lineage: Eukaryota; Metazoa; Arthropoda; Insecta; Lepidoptera; Noctuidae.
GUAAACAGGCAACACUAACGACGGUUUGCCAUUUUUUCCGUGCGACAAAAAGAAAGCCUUCCAGGGUAUGCAAAAGCCCCGUAAAAGGCCUGCAUUUUAGUAUUGAAAGUGAUUUUAGGGUGUUUUAGUGAAAUUUAGGUAAAUAUAUAUUGUCACAAUGGCACUCAACCCUCAAUACGACGCAAUUGGAAAGGGAUUUGUACAACAAUAUUACACACUUUUCGACGAUCCGGCACAGCGACCAAACCUAGUGAAUAUGUAUAACGUUGAAACAUCGUUUAUGACAUUUGAAGGUGUUCAAUUGCAAGGUGCAGUGAAAAUAAUGGAAAAGUUAAAUAGUCUAGCAUUUCAAAAAAUUGGCAGAAUUAUAACCGCUGUUGACUCUCAGCCCAUGUUUGAUGGUGGUGUACUAAUAAAUGUUCUUGGACAGCUCCAGUGUGACGACGACCCCCCACACCCGUACAUGCAAACAUUCGUUUUGAAGCCACUCGGAGACUCCUUCUUUGUACAACACGACCUGUUUCGCUUAGGCAUUCACGACGUUGCCGCCUAAUAAGUUAAACAUCACAAGAUAUUGAUCAAGUAAAACUAUUUGUACUAAUAUUGUCACUACGCUAUUUCGAACAGCUAUUGUUUUGGUUAACUAGGUAUAAGUAACGAUCAAUUGCCUAUUUGUGAAAAAAAAUUCAAAUUGUACAUUAUCAUAUGAAUAUUUGGCAUGCAUUUCUGCUUAGAUGUAUGAGAUGGCUUUAGUGAAAGUACGGCGGACUC